Stylophora pistillata is the source of this 6657-nucleotide messenger RNA. RefSeq lists its product as uncharacterized. The record is from RefSeq and is a predicted model, not a curated record. NCBI's taxonomy places the organism in Eukaryota, Metazoa, Cnidaria, Anthozoa, Scleractinia, Pocilloporidae. Gene Ontology annotation, biological process: carbohydrate metabolic process. Gene Ontology annotation, molecular function: beta-glucosidase activity.
GCUGUUCUGAACUUCGUUUCAUCAUGAAAUUUCUUUGGAAAAUCCCUGGCUAGAGGAAAUUCAAUUGACUUUUCGACAGCAUCAUGAGUGAAUAAUCCAUUGUUGCGUGUCAUGUGCAGUUUUAGAGCGCAUCCCAUUUCAACUCAACUUGAUUAACGCUGAUUGCAAAGCAACAAAGAAAAUCACGUGGAUAUUUGCUUUUAGAGAUUCUGAAGAAUUUAUAUACUUUUCUGGGAAUUAGACAGAUUUUACAGCGUGGCUAGUAACUUGAUAAUCUUACAAAGGCUUGGAGAUUAAAGACUGUUGCCAAUCAACGUUUUGAAAUGUGGAGACAACCCAACGAGAUUUUCAUGGUUACGUUUCUCCUAAUUCUGAUGUUCUCACCAGUAACUCCGUUUGCCCUCCAACGCUUCAACUGUCCAAAAAGCUACACGUUUCCAAAUGCUCGUCUUCAAGGUGGUCUCCAAGCUGGUCAUUUUAAAAGACUUGGUCCUCCAGAUGACACCGAACUUUGCGUUCAGCGGUGUUGUGAUCAGAGGUCAUGUGACUUAGUGGCGUGGAUAGGUGAACACUGUUACUCAGUGUCUUGUUUCAGCCGUGAAUUAUGUAAACCAGUGAGGUUGGCAAGCUAUAACAAAGGCAUGAGACUCUUGUAUAUCGCAUCGAGGGAAGACGCUGAAGAUGAAGUUGAACCCGAUCGAAGAGAAGUCAGUGACAUUCUCCACUUGUCGCAAAAUGACGCCCGCUUCAUCAACAUCUCAAAGACGUCAUCGGUGAUUGAUUAUGAAGAUCCUGCUGUUAAGAAGUCCGCUAUCCAAGUUAAAAGAAUAAUUCGCUCGUUGGAGGAGAUUGAGGACGAAGAAGAUUGUGGUUCCAACAGCACUUUAGUCAGAAACAGCCGCGAAACUAACUUGUUCAGCGGAAAUUUCUAUGAACGCGGCUCUGAAAGUAUGAACUUCAAAAUGGAACAGUCUUCUGGCGGAGAGGAUUGGGAAGGAGGCCUACUUAGUGAGUCAGGUAGCGAGCAGGACGAUGACGUAACUGAUGACAUAAUUCAAACUCAAACUCACCCAGUGACUGCAGUGAAAAGAACAGAAAUGGCGUCUGUGGCCAGUCCGAGGGAUAUAGUUGAAUUUGAAUCUAGUUCGCAGUCUGGUAGUGGGGAGAGCUUAUUAGAUGACAGAAUAGAGGAGGAGCUAAGACAAGAGGAUGGGGAAGAUUCCUCUGUUGAUUUAAGUUCUUUAGGCUCAGGAUUCAUUCUUGACAAGAAGCAUGCAGACAGGUCUGGUAAAAUAAACAGAACGAUCAUGCAAGAGGUCCAACGUAAUUUACGUAAAGUAUGGCGCUAUGCCGCGGCCAGUAAGAGCCUCGGAAUGAUGUCCAAGGGACCAAAUAGUAAAGAACAGGAGCGGAAGGUGCAAGAGAUUUAUAACUUGGUGAUAAAACAUGAAUCUGACCUAGUCAAUCACCACAGAAUGAAGCCUAAGGAAUCCGUAAAGGGUGAAAGCGGGGAAUCAAGUUCGGAAGACGCUGAUGAGAAGACACAUGAUGAUUGGUGGGGUGAAGGAGAGGACGAUUCAGACGAAACAAAUGAAUCAGGAUCUGGUGUUUUACAAGAAAGCGAAGAAGAGGCACUCGUAGAAUCGGUGGAGAAUGACAUCUCUGGAGAGAACAGUGGAUUGUCGGAUUCUUCAGGGUUGCUUGGUGAGAGUGGCAGCGGUUCAGGAAUCAAAAUUGAUAGAAAACUGUUGAAAGAAGUUGAACACAACUUGCACAAAGUUUGGAGAUACGCAGCUCCUAAAAAAGACUUGGACAUGGUUGCUAAAGGACCAAAAGGAGAGGAAGAGUUAGAAAAAGUGAAAAAAAUUUACAAUAUGAUUAGCAAACAUGAGUCUGGCUCAGCAUUUAUAAAUUAUGAGAUGCGAAAGAAAGCAAAACCUUUGAGUGAUGGUGGAAAAACUCCUGGAAGUCAUCGGAGGCAUAAAAGCCGCAAAAGUAGAGAUAAAGUUAUAGGAAUAGGACACAAUGGCACUGAAGCAAAGUUGUACACACUUCAGAAAGCUAAGAACUAUCGUUACAACAAGGACUUGAAAAAUCUUAAACCCUGGGGUAUGGGAGUGGAAAAAUCCGAGCACAAACUCAGAGAGAUGAAUACAAAGAGAAUUGGUCGGAAAGACAAGGCCGCUCGGAAGAAACAGAAUUCUCUCGCUAUCCUUGGACAACAGAUGAAAGAGUUAGCAAAGAAUUUAGACGAGAAUUCUGAUCCCAUGAAGGAUAAGGACACUUCUAAAGCGCAUAAGCUUGCUGAGUCAAAGUCGGAUAGAGGGAAGGAUGCAGGAGACAGUCAUGGAGCUAAAUUAAAGCCUAAAACGAGCAGUGUGGAAGACAAUUCUCUUAAGUUCAAUGAACACAAACAGGUAUCACUUAAUAAGACACAACUAGAAAUCGGUAAAACCUUAGAGGAGCUGAUUUUGACAAGAAUGGCCCAGCUCCAAAGUCAAAGGAAGCACAAAAAGCUAAAAGGAAAACAAGAGCAUUUGAAGGAUAAUAACAAAAGUGAGGAAAAAGUAGAAGUGGCAAAAGAACCUCACAAGGCUAAGCCACGGCUUAAGAAGGACAAACUUCUCAUAGAACUGGAGAAACUUAAGUUUUUAAACGGACCUUCUACUGUUUAUAACGAGAGUAGGUUUGUGUAUCUCAAACAGUGUGGACUGUACGUGGAGGAAUAUAAUGUAUCAAAGACACGUGCCUCUUGGAACAAUGAUCUGUUUUCACCAUAUUCAUACCUCUAUGAGAUGCCAAAGAAUUAUCACACGUGUAACUCUUCCCUGUGGAUGAAUAGCACAGAUCUGCGAGGAGACGUUUUCUUGAGCUUCCGGGUCAUGUCAAUAAAAGGAAGUACCAUGACUAAUAAUGCCAACAUCUGUGAGAAGUACUGCUGCCAGGAGCCGCGCUGCCAGUCCUGGACACUGAGAUUCCAGAAAGCAAGCACAGCUAAUUGUCCCAAAGGAUCUUUUUGCUGCUGGCUGAAAAGUGCCAUACCUACGCCCAUCCGGGAUCAAGAACACUGUACAUCUGGAAUUGUGCACCGCGAGAGCACCAGACAUCCGCCGUCUGGCAUGCGAUCAGCGGUUCCUCUAGGGGGACUGGGGACGGGCUCGUUUGAAUUACGCGCCGACGGAACGAUUCAUGAAUGGACGCUCGAGAACCAGUCUCCCGGAGGUUCAGCUAAGUUGAACAAGGGAGCACUUAAUUUGGCUGUGUUUGGAGUAAGAGUGUCAGAAGUGGAUAAAGAUAAAAGCAAGGCAGUGCUGUUGAGAAUCCAUGCUCCUCGUGGGUACCCUGGAGUGGAGAGUUUGUCAUACUCCGGAUCAUAUCCUGUCAGUAAACUAACCCCCGGUGGUUCUAUAACAGAGAACGUUGACAUGAGUUUGUACGCCUUUCCAUCAUUUCAUGUGAGAAAGCGUUACAAGUCUGCGGUCCCUGCGGUUGCCUUUACCUUAGGCAUGCGUAAUAAGGCUGACAGACCUUUGAAUGUGUCAUUCAUGUUUAACUUGCCGUUAGGACAACAGGAGGAUACAAUUCGCGUGGGAGAUAAUUAUGGAGAAGUUGUAUUCACCAGAAUGAUAAAACCUUCGGACUGUGCGCAUGCGUGCUCAAAGAUGCCCAAAUGUAUGUCAUGGACAACUAAUGGACCCACAUCGUGUCUGUUGAAGGACAAAAUGCCGCUUCACGCCUGGGCCACCGGCAUCGUGUCGGGCCUUAAGGGUGAAUGGUCCGUGAAAGACUCCAUGCUGACUUGUCACAGGCCUGGGUUUUUCCCCCAGAGUGGUAGCACAACACUAUAUGCAGUUGAUGACGAAGACAGCUUGGAAUCUUUUGCAGUGGCUGACGACUUCGGAGACAUUUGGAAAAAUUUUUCGAAUACAGGAAUAAUUGGUAAUACAGCAUCUGUUAAUAACACUGGGCUACAUGGUGCAGCGUCUGCGAUGACACAGCUUCAGCCAGGAGAGAAGAAAUCGUUGACCUUAAUUUUGUCGUGGUUUUAUCCCAACCGUGAUAUGGCCAAGGUUCACGUCGGUAAUCUGUAUUCGGCCCUGUUCAAAUCCAGCCAGGAUGCAGCAAAGCACAUGCGCAAAGAUCUGCUCCAAACAGUAGUCGAUAUUCAUUCGUGGCACGAACCGAUCGUUGGGUCUGCACCUGCAAGAAAGGAACCAAUCAAUGACAAGGUUAAGCAUAUACCCAAAGGUCCGGAUGAGAACAGAGUCAAUGAGCUUCCUGAUUGGCUAAAAGAUUUGCUUGUUAACAGUAUGAGCUUCUGGAGGUCUGGGUUCUGGGCAGAAGAUGGCCGAUGGCGACAGUGGGAGGCUUUUGACUGUAAUGAUAUCGACACCAUUCAAAAUGAUAUGCAACGGAUUAUUCCUUACACUCUCUUCUUCCCAGAAUUAGUGCGAGAACUUCUAACAGCUUGGGCCGACAAUCAAUAUUCAACGGGUAUGCUACAAGAGGCACUUACUUCCGGUUGUCUAGGACCGACAGGGAAGCUUGAUUACUCUGGUGGCCGAGUGAUGGCGGACACAACAGCCAUGUUUGUGGUUGGACUUUAUCACUAUUUUCAAUGGACCGGUGACCAGACCACACUCGACCGACUUUGGCCAGCGGCUAAAAGAGCAAUGGCCUGGGUCAUGGUGGAUUCCACUAAAGGUACUGGUCUUCCUUUUCGGAAAGUUAGCACGUACGACAUCGUAGCGUUGGAUAAAUAUGACCACGACGCGUACAAUUCCUUUGUGUAUCUCUUGGCCUUGAGAGCCGCGCAGGAAAUGGGAAUGAUAAAAAACGAUACCAAGUUUACCUCUAGCAUCCAUCACGCUUUUAAUCAAGCACAGAAACGCGUCGACGUUGAGCUGUGGGACGAUAACAAGCAGUAUUACCAUGCCUGGUGGGAUAUGGAAUAUGGCUCUCCUGAGUGGAUCAUGUCAGAUUCCUUAUAUGGUCAAGUCUGGGCUUACUCCCUUGGUCUGGGAGAUCUGGUGCCUCGCAGUAAACUGAAAGAACAUUUAUUAAGCGAAGUUGAGAGAAAUGAUUCUCCUUUUGGGCUAAAAGUCUUGAAUACAGGUGAAACAGAAAUCACCCAGGAGGACACGUCAAUCAUUUUAAGCCAUCACGUUCCCGGAUGCAAAUCGUUAGAGAAUAUAACGAAGCAUAAUUCAGUUUGGAUGGGCGCAGACGCCGACUGGUCCUCUCUCAUGCUUCAUUUAGACACAGAUCCCAUAAUUGCGCUUAACCGCGCUAAAAAAUCGCUCGAUCACUGGCGCUCCACGCUCAAUGAUCAAUGGAAUAUUCAUGGCCUCAUUUCAAGCAGUGGUUAUGGACUUGACGGGCUGCCUUGGGCCACUUCUCACUAUUCCUUCCACAUGGUUCUAUGGCACAUACCUCUCGCAGUGUCAGGUCAGCAGUACUUUGCUCCCAAUGCAUCACUGACUUUCUGGCCCAAGUUUCCAAUUCCGUUUAGUUUACCUUUCUUCACGCCCAGAGCGUCGGGGACAAUUGAGGGAGCAUACGUGAAUGAGAAUGAUAGAGACGAAGAUGACAGUGAAGAAGAAGAAAUGUUUACGUUUACUGUCAAAUCAGGCGAGAUUACCUUAAAAGAACUCUCAAUCUUUGGAAGCAGGUAUGGGGAAGGCAAAAUAUCAAUAAAGCAAGGAGAAACAGUCACAUGGUCACGCCCCAAGCAAGAUGUGAAAAACAUAUUACAACAGCUGUGAAGAUGUUACGCCGCUUCAAGUGAACUGUCACGCACGAUAAGGAUGGCGGGUUUCUUCAGAACUUUUACCCGAACUGUAAUAACUGUUUUUUCCUUUUUAUGUAUGAAUAAUCAUGAAUGCAGUAAUUUACUGGAUUAAAUUAAGAUAAGAAUGGAGCACAGUGGUACCUGACCCGACAAAAACAUCUAAAUAUUUCAGUUCCUGAAACUGAUUAUCAGGAUAUGUCUGCAUCUAUCAAUUUGCGCUUUUGAACAGACAUCUCUACCCGUAUGAGGCAUCUCUCCUUACGCAAGAGAUAAUUUACAGUGAUGCUGUGCGUGUACACAGCGGCCGGUAAGAAUAGCUCUGUUUACUACUCAUCCGGUGUAGCGUAUAAGCGCAUGACAAUUUUUCAUUUACUUACUAUGACUGUUUAAGCAGCCCUCCAAAUCAAAUUUGGGGUUCGUUUUUUACAAAUAUUUGAGGUGCAUCUAGGCACUCGUGGAAUGUGGAUAUGUUGACGAAAAAUAAAUGGCCAAGAUGUUUAAUUCAAACCACAAACGAUAACGGUUCCCCCCACCUCCUCCUCUCCUCGUCUCAAAAAGUUAAACCCCGACAGAAACGUCCGUGAUAGAGAAGCUUUGUCCCCAUAACAUUAAUAGAAAGGUAAAAAAAAAAAAAAAUUUAAAAGUCACACCAUUGGUGAACCCACUGAUAUACUGUGCAUAAUAUAAGUAGGGCAUGCUUGAUUUUUCUAAGAGCCAAUAAUCCUGUUAUUCCAGGAAACCGAAAUAAAGUCGUGAUCUUCACAAAAGUCCUCCCAAUUGAUCCACUUUAUUAAAUAAACGGCCCGCUAUCUUUAGUAAGAGUUAUGCUCUCCCUGGACUCCUAAGGCCGUACUAACGCCAUGAAA